Molecule: messenger RNA, 381 nt
Organism: Phytomonas sp. EM1
Lineage: Eukaryota; Euglenozoa; Kinetoplastea; Trypanosomatida; Trypanosomatidae
Source: the annotation of a GenBank genome assembly
GGAAUAAAUCUUCUAGAAAGUAUAUUUGGAGUAGUUUCAUAAGCAGUUCAAAUACGCACUUCUUACGGAAGAUAAACCGUAGGCAAGAUUAGCUAGUGCGCUAUGUCAGCUGAGGCUGCACACAUCCUCAAAAAGAAGGAGGGAAUUUUAUCCUUAGAAAAGUUUUUGGACCGAAAGGUUGUAGCCAUUUUAGAUGAAAAAGAAGAGGUUCACGGGAUUCUCAAAGGAUUUGAUAACAACAUUAACCUAGUACUUGCGGAUGCAGAGCUGUGGGGGAAAAAUCGGAUUAUGCGCAAAAUAGGGGCCUGCGUGAUGCGUGGAGGACAUAUUGCAUCGAUUUCUUCGGGUGAUAUGGUUAUCUUGGCGUCUUCUCCAUUUUAA